Molecule: messenger RNA, 1298 nt
Organism: Episyrphus balteatus (marmalade hoverfly)
Lineage: Eukaryota; Metazoa; Arthropoda; Insecta; Diptera; Syrphidae
Product: allatostatin-A
Exons: 3
Coding region: 412-987 (191 amino acids)
Molecular function (GO): neuropeptide hormone activity
Source: RefSeq, a predicted model, not a curated record
GAUCACAGCUCUUUUAAACAUCAACGAACAAUUGACUUGUGUGCACAUCCCGAAGCAGCUUUUACAGAGCUGUACCCAUCAUCAACGUUCAUUUUGGCCGUGUUAUAACCAACAAGUGGAUAAAAGCAUAAAAAGAACUGUUAACCGGAUAUAAAUAAAAAGUGUGAAUUGGCUUUUUCAUUAUUUUGAAUUUAAAAAUUUCACAAAAAGAGUGUUUAGUGAAUGAGAAAAUUUUGAAAGUGAUCAAAUUUUUGAACGAAAAAAUAUUGCUUAAAAUAUAAAUCAUAUUCAAAUAGUGGUGUUAUUUUGAGUGUUUUCAAAAAAUUGUUUUUUAAGAAACAACUUGAGAGGAAUCUUAUUCCAAUUUUUCCCCAAAUUAUUUCCGAAUCUUUCACAGCUCAUUCUAUAAAAAUGAAUAAAUUCUACACAUCCGUUAUUCUCAUCACAAUGAGCCUCUCAUGUAGCUAUUGUGAGCCAUUCUCUGAAGAUUCCGACUCAGCGAAUACCCUACUUGAAGCGGAUUCCGAUGUUGCUAACAAUGAUCCCAAUUAUGAUAAACGAGUUGAGCGAUAUGCAUUUGGAUUAGGCCGACGAGCUUACACCUAUACAAAUGGAGCAUCUGCAAAACGAUUGCCAGUGUAUAACUUUGGCUUGGGCAAACGGGCACAACCUUAUUCCUUUGGUCUUGGCAAACGAGUUGACUUUGAAGAUGAACAAUAUCAAGAUGAAAUGGAUACUAAUAAUUAUGAUCCAUCUUACUACUAUGCUGGAAACAAACGUACCCGGCCGUAUAGUUUUGGAUUGGGUAAACGUGAACCAAAUGUACAAAACAACCGAUACGCUUUUGGAUUGGGCAAACGGGAUACUCGACCAGAACGAUAUGCUUUUGGUCUUGGCAAACGAGAAAAUGGACAACGUAACGAACGAUACAGCUUUGGAUUGGGAAAACGUGAUGUCGCCGAACAAACUGCUCCCGCAAGACGUUAAGGAAAAAAGAACACUGCAAAAAAUGUCUCAGAAUCCGUAUCAAUGAAACUAAAAGGAACUGUAAAUUUUGUUUUUUGACUUGACUCCCCAAUAUCGAUUUCAGUGCACAUUGUCCUACUGAUCUCAAUUAAUAUUACCACAUCCACCACAUAUACCAUCAUAAGCUCCAGCCGAGAUUACUAGGACAAAUGUGCAUUAUUUAUUUAUAUAAAUAUAUACACCACAGGUAGCAACAAUAUAUUCAUCAAAAUAAAACAAAACAAAACUAUAUUUAUAUAUAAUAUACAUGCAUAAAUUUAUAAACAAAAAAA